AUGCAACGGGAUGCGAAGCGCAACGGUCUCAGCCAAAGUCCAUUCGAAUUUCGACCGCUGAUUGAAGAUCCCCGACACAUGUACACAUCCACAGUCAGUUCGCGGUACUCGGUACAGCAUCUGAAAUCAUUCACGGUACUGCCCACCUGUGUCCCGUUGCACACCAGUGAGGCGAUCGAUCUGUUAAACAAACAGGAACGUUUCCGUCCGCGAUAUUAUGAAUUGAAAAUUGUCAAAAAAUGGGGCAAUUAUGAACUGAUCAUUGAGGAUCCAUGGCAAGGACGUUCCAAGGAAUUCUGUUGUCCACCGUUGAAACUACUUCCCGCAGACCGAAUGCCAUAA
Messenger RNA from Echinostoma caproni, 342 nucleotides. NCBI's taxonomy places the organism in Eukaryota, Metazoa, Platyhelminthes, Trematoda, Plagiorchiida, Echinostomatidae. The record is from the annotation of a GenBank genome assembly.